UCCGGAGCGAGUCGGGAGUUGGGGCGGGGGGCGCUGCGGGGCCUCGGGGGACACUCGGGCGGCCAGGGCUGCCCCGGGGCGCGGGGACGUGUGGUGAGGGGCAGCUGGGGCGCAGCGGGGUCUCAGGUGAUUCCAGGCCUGGAACUACGCGGGUCCCCCGGACACAGCGCCUCUGCUGGGCCUGGCUCCCGGCCGGAGAGUCCCCCCGCCGCGCGCCGGCACACUCGGCCCCUCGGUGCCCACUGAGCGCUGGGCCUCAGACCAUGCCGGUGUCUGACCAAGCGUUUGUCACGUUGGCCACCAACGACAUGUACUGCCAGGGGGCCCUGGUGCUGGGGCAGUCCCUGCGGAACCACAGGACGACCCGGAAGCUGGUGGUGCUGAUCACGCCUCAGGUAUCCAGGCUGCUCAGGGUCGUCCUCUCCAGGCUGUUUGAUGAGGUCAUUGAGGUGGACCUCACAGACAGUGCAGACUACAUCCACCUGGCCUUCCUGAAGAGACCUGAGCUCGGAGUCACCCUCACCAAGCUUCAUUGCUGGACGCUCACCCAUUACAGCAAGUGUGUCUUCCUGGACGCAGACACCCUGGUGCUGUCCAACGUGGACGAGCUGUUCGCCAGGACGGAGCUCUCUGCGGCCCCCGACCCCGGCUGGCCGGACUGCUUCAACAGCGGGGUCUUUGUCUUCCGACCUUCUCUGGAGACGCACGGCCUGUUGCUGCAGCACGCCGCCGACCACGGCAGCUUCGACGGGGCAGACCAAGGCUUGUUGAACAGCUUCUUCAGUAGCUGGUCCACGGCCGACAUCCACAAGCACCUGCCGUUCAUCUAUAACUUGAGUAGCAACACGGCGUACACCUACAGCCCUGCGUUCAAACAGUUUGGCUCUAGCGCGAAGGUGGUCCACUUCUUGGGGUCCGCGAAGCCUUGGAACUACAAGUACAACCCCCAGACCGGCUCGGUUCUAGACCAGGGCUCCGGGUCAGUCAGCGAGCACCAGACAUCCUUCCUGAACCUCUGGUGGCGGGUCUACCACCGCAGCAUCCUGCCGCUUUACGAGAGAAUCGGGCACGAGGAAGUCCACGCGUCUCCGGGACACACGACUUGCCUCACGGGCGGUGGGGUCCCGUGUGCGAAUUCGGCACCCACUGCUGACGGGAUGUGUGCAGAUUCCACUCCUGGCGCCCGGGAGCCGUGUGCAAAUUCACCGGAGGGCUCCAGCCAGCCUUGGCCUGCUGUAGACCCUUCAGAGAGGACCGUGGUGGUGGAGGAGAGCCCUGCUUCACCUGAAGCACACCAUUUGGAAGAUCAGAUGAUAGGUUGGCCUGAAACUGAGACUUCCGCUGGAGUGAUGUGUGACCCCUUGUCACCAGCCUCCCCUCAGUUCGCAGACCUCACAGAGACCCCGACCAGCUCGCCGCCCGCGGAUAAAGCAGAAGGUGGCCCACGUGAGGAGCCCUUGGAAGCAAGCCCAGAACACCCUGUGGAUGCCACCAGGGACCCCAGUCCUCCGGACGCUUUGGAGGUGGACCUGGCCAUCUCUGUGUCCGAGAUUUCCAUUGAAGAAAAAGUCAAGGUGCUUAGUCCCGAGGAACAGCGGAGGAAGUGGGAGGAGGGACGUAUCGAUUACAUGGGGAAGGACGCCUUUGCCCGCAUUCAGGAGAAGCUGGACCGCUUUUUGCAGUGAGGUGGUAUGUGGUCACACCAUGUUCUGUUACAUGGUCCUGUUCCGUAAACACCUCGAGCCCUUCCAAAGGGAAAGGCUCUCCAACAAUGUGCCUUUAUUGACGGUUGACCAACUUGAGUGCCUCACCUAUAUAACAUGGUCCAUCAGGAACCCAGCUUGAAGUCCCAUGGGAUCCCAGCCACCCAUGUCUCCUGGCUUCCCUGGGAAGUCUCUUUUCUUUACACUUUGUCCGCAGAAGGGAGCAGAAAUAAACCUCUGGUCGACUGCAGGUAAGGGUCUCUGGUCUUGCUCGAAGGAGCUCAGGGAUGCUUCCUGCGACAGAGUCUACAAUAUGUAUCCUGUGGAGGGUUAGAUGUCUCUGCAGAACGUAUGUCCCAAAGCUCAUAGCACUCGUCUAUGCAUUUAGUCCCCUGGGAACCGUCCAGAAUGAAAUGUUCUUUCCUUUAAGACUAAGUAGAUGUUCGGCCAUCUUGAGCGUGACUCUGGUUUGGACUUUGCAGUGCGUGGCGGAGAAGCACCACGGCUGUGGUUUCUCUUCCACAUAACGCAGCAGUGAUGGACUGCCCCUUUUGGACCUGUCAGAGGUGUUUGGAAGGAAGAUUCUAACUGACCUGGGAGAGGUAACCUCUUCAGAACUGGUUUACCUGCUGGUUUAGAAGAACCAAGGGUUGAUGGUGAGUGAUGUCUGGUGACCACGUGCUCAUGGUCACAGGAUCUGAGAGGCUCCUUGUCUAGCGGCAGCUCCAUUCGAGGUCCAGGACUCGGGACUGCCCUUUGCUGGGUCUCGCUACCUCACUUCAAGAUAACAGAUGGAGUGACUGCGUUCCCCCAAGCCAUUUCAACUCAGUUAUUUCAGGACAGUUCUCAAUUUGUGACUCUGGACGCUUUAUUCCAGGAGAAGGCCUCAGCUUCAGACGUACCCCAGGUCUGCGAGUUAACGCAGUAUGGUGGAACCGCUCACGGGGUCUCCCUGUGCAUGGCCGCCACAAGGAUGAUUAAAGACAGAUGUCUGUUGCUGUACUGAAGACAAGAAAUGCGGCUUGGAAACGUUUGGAUGGUUUAUUGAUCAUAGAUGUCCUGUUGAAACUCAUGAGUGGACACAGGUUUUGAAGAAGGGGAGAGGGCUGUGUUUAAGGUUCAUUCAGCGUGUCUGCUCCCACUGUUUAUCCCUGAGCGGUUUAGCCCUCUGGGUCAGGGGAUCUGGGUGAACUUAGGACGUCACUUGUGGCCUUAGCUUGUGCGAAGUGUGAGCGACCGGGGAGGUUUUUGUCUCUGAGUGUGUGGGUGCUUAACGAUCUACAGUCAUGCUUGGUUUCGCACACAGGAUGCUUCAGGGUCUAACUGGAAAUAGCCAUAGGGACAUAGCCUUCGGCAGGUUGAUGAGAUGGUCACCAGCCAUCAGGGUAAUCCUGUACACUGGUUCUGGGGAAAGAACAUUGGUGCUGUGUGCCGUGGGGUUGACUGUGAGCAACAAGCUGAGUCUGACAUCCACAACUGGUGGUGAGCAGCUGAGCCUGCUCCAGCUCCUCUGGAGAAGAGGGUUCAUGCGCAUGGGUGGUGGCUCAUUGGCCGAAGGUGUACACUCAAUACGGACUUCUGUCUUGCAUCUACGGUUCAUCCCCAUGUUGGGACAAGGGCUCGCACAUUGCAAGUAAAAUUUUAGAACAGCAA
Vicugna pacos (alpaca) is the source of this 3356-nucleotide messenger RNA. Lineage: Eukaryota; Metazoa; Chordata; Mammalia; Artiodactyla; Camelidae. The record is from RefSeq and is a predicted model, not a curated record.